This is a messenger RNA of Papilio polytes (common Mormon), 551 nucleotides long. RefSeq lists its product as uncharacterized. Gene Ontology annotation, cellular component: cytosolic small ribosomal subunit; ribosome. The coding region runs from base 13 to 504 and encodes 163 amino acids. Gene Ontology annotation, molecular function: structural constituent of ribosome; protein binding. Lineage: Eukaryota; Metazoa; Arthropoda; Insecta; Lepidoptera; Papilionidae. The record is from RefSeq and is a predicted model, not a curated record. Gene Ontology annotation, biological process: translation. The transcript is spliced from 5 exons.
UUUCUUUAUGACAUGAAAUUCUGUGUAAAUGCGAACGUCAAACAAUAUCCGUUUCCGUUCUGCCAUUAUUGUUUCUUUCUCUUGUCAGACUGCGCAGGCAGGAUUUUCAAGAUGCAGUUACACAUCAGAGGACAAUCUACGCACGUCUUGGACGUUCAUGGACAAGAAACAAUUGCACAAAUCAAGGAGCGAAUCCGCAACCUUGCUGCAGUUGGAGAUGAAGAUUUAACUUUGUCUCUAUGCGGUGCCCCACUUGAUGAUGCUACCCUUGUGUCGGACCUAUCAUCAGCAGAGUUGGACCUUACAAUCCCACUGCUUGGUGGUAAAGUUCACGGAUCCUUGGCUCGUGCUGGUAAGGUAAAGGGCCAGACACCCAAAGUGGAGAAACAACAGAAGAAAAAGAAGAAGACUGGCCGUGCCAAGCGUAGGAUCCAAUACAACAGACGAUUCGUGAAUGUUGUACAAACGUUCGGUCGUCGCCGUGGACCCAACUCCAACUCUUAGAUUUAUUCUUUGUAAAUGAAAUGCAAAUAUAACAUCUUUUGCGCCAA